Molecule: messenger RNA, 5621 nt
Organism: Anguilla anguilla (European eel)
Lineage: Eukaryota; Metazoa; Chordata; Actinopteri; Anguilliformes; Anguillidae
Gene: slc7a1a
Product: solute carrier family 7 member 1a
Exons: 11
Coding region: 1-1956 (651 amino acids)
Biological process (GO): transmembrane transport; amino acid transport
Cellular component (GO): plasma membrane
Molecular function (GO): amino acid transmembrane transporter activity
Source: RefSeq, a predicted model, not a curated record
AUGGCUCUGAAGAAGCUGGUGAGGUUUGGGAAACAGCUCCUGCGGGUGAAGGUGGUGGACUGUAACGCGGAGGAAUCGCGCCUGGCCCGCUGCCUCAACACCUUCGAUCUCGUGGCCUUGGGUGUGGGCAGCACGCUUGGCGCCGGGGUGUACGUGCUGGCGGGGGCGGUGGCGCGUGAGAAUGCCGGGCCCGCCAUCGUCCUCUCCUUCUUCAUCGCCGCGCUGGCGUCCGUGCUGGCGGGGCUGUGCUAUGCAGAAUUCGGGGCGCGUGUCCCCAAGACGGGGUCGGCGUACCUGUACAGCUACGUGACAGUGGGCGAACUCUGGGCCUUCAUCACUGGCUGGAACCUCAUCUUGUCUUACGUCAUAGGUACAUCCAGUGUGGCCCGAGCGUGGAGUGCCACAUUUGACGAACUUAUUGGGAGGCAGAUCGAGCAGUUUUGUCAUAAAUACAUGAGCAUGAAGGCCCCGGGUAUCCUGGCUGAGUACCCUGAUGUGUUCGCUGUUUUGAUUAUCCUCACCCUGACAGGCUUGCUGGCCUUUGGUGUGAAGGAGUCAGCCAUGGUCAACAAGGUGUUCACCUGUAUCAACGUGCUGGUGCUGCUGUUCAUGGUCAUUUCUGGCCUGGUGAAGGGAACACUGAAGAACUGGCACUUGGUGCCUGAGGACAUCCUCAACGGCACCAACGCCUCCCUCAAUGGGUCGGAUCCAUUGCCGCUGAAGGAGAGCCUGGGCCUGGGAGGAUUCAUGCCCUUUGGGUUCACGGGGGUCCUGUCAGGCGCGGCCACGUGCUUCUAUGCCUUCGUGGGGUUCGACUGCAUCGCCACCACAGGUGAAGAGGUGAAGAACCCUCAGAAGGCCAUUCCCAUCGGGAUCGUGGCAUCCCUCUUGAUCUGCUUCGUGGCGUAUUUUGGCGUGUCAGCCGCCCUCACAAUGAUGAUGCCCUACUACAUGCUGGACAAAAACAGCCCCUUACCUGUGGCUUUCAAGUACGUGGGCUGGGAGGGGGCAACCUACGCCGUGGCAGUGGGCUCCCUGUGUGCGCUGUCUACAAGCUUGCUCGGGGCCAUGUUCCCAAUGCCCAGGGUCAUCUGGGCCAUGGCAGAGGACGGCCUGCUCUUCAAAUUUAUGGCCGAAAUCAACCCGAGAACCAAAACCCCUUUAACUGCUACUUUAACAUCGGGCAUUGUAGCAGCGGUCAUGGCCUUCCUCUUUGACCUCAAGGACCUGGUUGACCUCAUGUCCAUCGGAACACUGUUGGCCUACACCCUGGUGGCUGCCUGUGUCCUUGUGCUCAGGUACCAGCCGGAGCAGCCGAACCAGGCGUACCAGAUGGCCAGCACGCAGGACGAGAUCGAGCUGAGCGAGUCCAUCGGCGCCCCCAGCACCAGCAUGCUGCCCGGGGUGGAGGAACGCUUCAGUGCCAGGAACCUGCUCUUCCCGGCCAACACGGAGCCGUCCAACCUGUCUGGCUUCGCCGUCAACGUCUGCGCCGCCAGCCUAGGAUGCUUGAUUCUGGUAUUCUGUGUUCUGGCGGUUCAUGGUGGGGUGGUGCUGUGGAACAUGGCAGUGCUGAGCAUCCUGGCCAUAGCCUGCCUGUGUCUCACCCUCCUUAUCUGGAGGCAACCUGAAAGCAAAACCAAACUGUCCUUCAAGGUACCCCUUCUGCCCUUGCUCCCCGUGAUCAGCAUGUUCGUCAACGUGUACCUGAUGAUGCAGCUGGACAGGGGCACCUGGGUCAGAUUCGCUUUCUGGAUGGCCAUAGGGUUUGUUAUAUACUUUGGCUAUGGGAUCCGACACAGUACAGAGGCCGCGCUGGCUCGCUCAGGCACCGAGGCCGACCUCAACGGGUACAAGCGGGCCUGCACGCUGAACGGGGACCCCAUCGCCCCCGAAAAAGAGGCCUUCUUCAGCGGCGGGUGUGAAGCCGCAGAGGAGGACGAUGGAGAUUUGUGAGGAUCCAGGGGCUUGCUGCUGUAACUGCCACCAGCUCAACGAACUGAGUUUAACGUCAACUGCGACGCUUGCAUCAUAGGCCUGGCAUUUUUUCAUUUUCAUUAUUUAUAGAAAAAAAGCUGUCUUGCAAAUGAAAGGGAACCCAGGCAAAGUAAGCUGUCUGGCCCAUGAGAGCUCUUCACAUAAAUAAGGAGAUGGGUGGGGUCUAUUCUCCUGGCGCUUGUGGCUGCUAAAUUGCCUGUGUGCUGCAGCACCCUGACAAGUGCUGUUGUUGGUGUCGCUUGUUUGUUUAUAUUUUCAGUUUGCAAGAACCCAAAAAUGAAAGCACUACUUUUCUUUACUGUGUAGGGGGAGGUGGCUAGGGCCAUUUUAAAACUGCAGCUUUUGCCAAUUUUCUGAUUUGUUUCUGUCUGAUCUGGAGGUCAGCAGCUUUGAACAAAACACUCAGCUCCUGAGUUAGCGUUUAUUUGGAGCAUAAUGGCUGCUGCAACCCAUUGACUUUGUGGCAUAUGCUUUCUUGUGGAAGCUUUUAGCAUUGCCCAGCUAUCUGUUCAGUGGAGUUACAUACCCCUUUUUGGGGUAUGGGUGAGGUACUGACCUCCUUUUCUAGUGAUCCUGAAAUACUGCCACACUCAAGUGUAUGAGUGACAAUACCCUUUAGAGACACUUUGCUUUAUAGCUCUUAUUGCAAUAAUGUACAGUGCAGAAUAAAAUCUGAGAAAGAAUUGUUUUAAAACGUGCAAAAAAGAAAAGAAAAUGAUCUGCCCAUGCGAUAGCUAGUUUGAUUGCUCUAACAAACUGAGACAUUCAAAAGAACCCAGGGUAGAUGUGUUGACCUUAGAAUGGAACUGAAUAGCUUACAGACUCUGGUGGCCUCAUAGAAAGGAGCCCAACAGUAGGAUUCUGACAGGGUGAGCUGACAGUCCCUCUUUUAUACAGACCUGUUUAAUUUUAAACAGAAAUUAAUUAAUAUGAUAUGAUAUUGGUGAGUGUUCAUUGGUUUCUGAUCCUUGGAGACUCCCCCCACCUCCACAGGGUAAUGGUUUGUUCCAUAACUUAGGCUUACUUGUAAUGUUGUUGGGAGGGGGGCUCUAAAUUAUAAUUAAAGAUAAUAAUAUAUUCCUCCACAAAUUUAUAUUCUACAGAUUUAAUAAAGUAUGUUUAUGAAAACUGGUCACCACAUUUUCAUAGUCAGCUAUCAUACACUUCAUGAGGGUGAGGGUAUAUAUUAGUAUUCUAUUUUUUUUUACCAGAACUGAGAGAACUUGAAAAAAAAAAAAAGCCAACCCAACUUGAAAAAUGUUGAGAGAGUAGCCCAGAAACCCUUUCACCCUCUUUUACAAAGAUAAUCAUUAGUGCCACCUAGUGGUAUAGCCCAAAGAGAGCCCCUGUUCUCAGGGAGUUGCUGAGAUGAUACAACAUAUUGAGAACAGUGCUGGAUUCUGUCACUCAGUAAAGCCACACCACUUGGCUUGUGUUUUGUUGUUGCUGUUUUUGGAAAAAAGAACGUAACUUUUUUGUUUUUUCAAAUCAAUUCUUUCUCCAGUUGUGAAAUGCCGAGUUGUAACAAAACAAAAAGCAAUAUCAGCCACUUUUCUCACUUCUCACUCUACAGUCCAGUUGAGUAAGCACCAGCAUUGAGCCCGAGGUUGUUACAUGUGCAGUUUGUGCAAGGGAGUUCCUGGUGCACAAGGCAGCAAACAUGACCCAAAUAUGUUCCAAGUGUGUUGAUUGUGUAGCAAUUGUGGUUUGAACAGGCGCAGUGCUAUAUUUUCUCCACAUUGUUGUAGAGGUCAUUGUGGACUUGUUCUUUGGCUGGUUGAAAAUCAAGGUAAUUUACAUCCCAAAUGAAGAUUCUUCUCUUAAAUCUCCAGUGUCAUGCUAGUAGUGUAUACAUUUCAUUGAUCAGGCUUCAUGUGAAAUUAGUAAAAAUAUGAAUUAAUUAUUUGUGUAUAAAUAUAUCUUGCUAUAUGCACAAGACAUUUUCUGUAAAUAAAAAUUUGUUUAUAUUUUCCUUGUGGUAAAUUAUUUGUAAAUUACAAACAUGCAUUUUUUUUUUUUUUUUUUUUUUUAAAGCAGUUGUUUGUUAAAUGUCUUGAGAUUGUCAGUGCUGGUGAAUGGUCUGUGUCGAACGAAGGUGUCAGAAUCUAGUCCUGGAAGCCACAGUGUCCGCUGGACUUUGAUGUGUUUGAGCGCCAGUGAUCCCUUUAAUCCGCGGAUUGACUAAACAGUCCUCACGCCACGUUCUGAAGGCUUUAACUGGCUGCUAUAUGAAAGGAAAUCAUGAAAACGUGGCGACACUGACCCUCCACUGGACUGGAGUUUGGCACCCACCAUUUGCUGAGCCUUGACUUGGUACUUUGUCGCGUACUGAAUGUUCCAUGUAAAAAUAAUACUUAGACUGUUUGUGUGAGUAUUGUAUAAAGUAACUGCAUUUCUUACACAAACCUGGGAUGCACCAGGUCCCUGAAGGUUUGUACCUUCACCCUUUUGCACUAGUGUAAGAUAAAGUUGAUGUGUGGUACGUACACCCAUGCAACAUGAGAAAUAUCUUAUCUUGCAGGAAGGUUAGGAUGUACCCCUGUACAAUUCGCUGUGACAUCUUUACUUUCACGUGUGCCUUGAAUUUACAUAUCACAAUUAGGUCUAUUUUUCUAAGAAGAAAUGUGUUCACUGCUUUUGCUGCUCUUGAAAUAUGCACACCUGCCAAAGCUUUUAGACACCCUGUUUACAAAGUAAAUUUGUAGCCCACAUGGCAAUGUAGCUGACUGUGACACAACCGUCUCAUUCAGUUCAGCAUUCUGUAGUUUUGUACUUUUUGAUGGAAACAGCAAUAUUUAACUAGUGAUGUACCCAAGGAGAAUAUAUCAUGUUAUUUGUAUUUUUUUCAGAAUACAUGAAAGCAGCCUUGUUAUGAGUGACUUUGGCUAUAAUGUCUAGCCCAAUUCAGAUUUUUUUUUUUUUUCAAAUCUGAUCUGUUUAUGUCCAUCUGUCUGCACUAGCUCAUAUAAGUGAUUUGUAUGUGUGCCCAUGCGUUCAGACACGCUGCACUUUGAAAUGCCUCUCAACUGCAAAAUGAGAAGUUGUACGCAGGGAGAGAGAUGUACGAUGUAGAAAAAAGCACUUGAACGCAAAGAAAUCCAAUCAGUGUGUCGUCUUUGCACGUGUCACGUCUAGAGAUUUGGAACUGAAUCGCAAUGUAUUUUCGCUGUUUGUUCAAUGGAUGAAAAUUUUUGUUCCAUACCCGAGUCAGAUCUCUGUCAGGCAAUCAUAACAGUCUAAUCAUUGUGUAAAGUGUAUGUCAUCUACAUCAGUUUAAGUUUUACUCUGUUUUCUUGGACCAUUUCUAAUGUCAUAUCUUGGUGUCGUUGUAUUUGUACAUAAUGCUUAGAUAACACUUUACAUUGGAGUGCUGCCUAUAUGUAUAUAAAAUGAAUUAAUAAUAUGCCAUAGGUCAUAUAAUAACAUAUAGGCUCACGUAUACGCCCUUUUAUUAUCAUUAAGGAAAAAUGUAUGCUUUACAAGAUAUGUAAACAAUUACCAAUAAGUCAUUUUUUAAAAAUAUAUGGAACAAAAUAUUACUCAAAAGUAAUUUUUCUGCAAUGUAAAUAUCUGAAAGGUGUUACUUGUAUGUAAGUGGUGCUGUAAAUAAAUUCUUUCCAAGA